Messenger RNA from Pestalotiopsis fici W106-1, 4344 nucleotides. RefSeq lists its product as uncharacterized. Bases 1 to 4344 code for a protein of 1447 amino acids. Gene Ontology annotation, biological process: transmembrane transport. Gene Ontology annotation, molecular function: ATP binding; ATP hydrolysis activity; ABC-type transporter activity. The transcript is spliced from 11 exons. The record is from RefSeq and is a predicted model, not a curated record. NCBI's taxonomy places the organism in Eukaryota, Fungi, Ascomycota, Sordariomycetes, Amphisphaeriales, Sporocadaceae. Gene Ontology annotation, cellular component: membrane.
AUGGAUUUACAUGGAUUGAACGUGUCGUAUAAACGCGACACUGCAGAUAUCGCGUUUGGUCCACAGAGGGAUGAUGCAUUUGAUUUCACGCUCCUCUUCGAGCAGAGCAUUCUCGGCAUCCUUCCUUCUGCUUUAUUUAUCUUGCUUUCCAUAGCCCGCGGGACGUCGCUGUGGCACAAGGACACCUUUGUGCGUGUCGGAUGGCUCCUGUGGGCAAAGCUUGCGGCAGCCGCAACAUUGAUCUGCUUUGACGUUGCUCUUGUUGUAUUGUGGGCGCUUCCGACUACACUUGGGACGCAGGCGUCACUUGCUGGCUCUGUCAUGAAUCUUGUUGGAUCAUUAGCCAUUGCCGCGCUAUCGUACACAGAACACCGUCGAUCCAUCAGACCAUCCACUCUCCUAGUCGGCUAUCUUGCUCUUACCAUCUUGCUUGACCUGGCGCAGACCAGAACACUGUUCCUGCGAUCCCCAGACAGUGGCCCGAUACAGGCCUUGUUUACUGCUUCACUGGCCACGAAGCUUGCGAUUAUGUGUCUGGAAGAGCUACAAAAGCGCCCCUUGGUAGCUGACAAGACCAAGGUCUUCGCAUUGGAAGAAACUAGUGGCCCCAUCAAUCGAUCGAUCUUCUGGUGGCUAAAUCAGCUGUUUCUUAAAGGCUUCAAAGGUUUGCUGCAGGUCGGAGACUUGGGCGGUAUUGAUAACAAAUUUGACUCGGCUGAGCUCUUGUCAAAGCUUGAUGGUGUCUGGCAGGCAAGCGAUAAAAGCAGGAACAAUGCUCUCAUCAAGGCAACCUGCUCUGCUUUCAAGGUCGCCUUCCUCGCUCCAGUUAUCCCCCGUCUCUGUCUCGCUGGCUUCAGCUUUGCGCAACCUUUUUUGAUCAAUCGAGUUGUAAGCUUCGUUGGCGAAAGCAAAAGCGAUAGCGAUCAGCGAAAUGCUGGCGGCAUUGCCGGGGGUUUGAUUGGGGCAACUUGUCUGGUCUAUCUGGGCCUUGCCUUUUCACGCGUUAUUUACAAUCAUCUCGUAUUUCAACUCAUUACAAUACUUCGGGGCAGCCUCGUCUCGAUGAUUUUCAAGAAGACUGUCCAUCUUGAUACCACAUGCGCAAAAGACGGUGCCGCAGUCACUUUGAUGAGUACCGAUGUUGACGGCAUUGCGAGUGGCAUUGAGGAGUUGCAUGAGAUAUGGGCAAGCGCUUUGGAACUCGCGGUCGCCGUCUACCUGCUGGAAAGGCAGAUCGGGCCUGCAUGCUUCCUUGUCGUGAUUCCAGCUGUUGUAUCUGGUAUUGCCACCAACUAUGCUACUGACGGCAUUGGUCCAGCUCGAGGAAUGUGGAACCAAGCCGUGCAGAAGCGGGUCUCUAUCACUUCAUCUAUGCUAUCCCAGAUCAAGGGGAUAAAGAUGAUGGGGCUGACGGACUACAUUGCCAACCUGAUCCAAGGCCUUCGGGCGAACGAGCUUGAGUUGUCGAAAAAGUUUAGAGGUUUCAUCAUUCGCAUCAUCAUGAUAGCCAACUUCUCGGACCAAAUGACUCCAGCAGUCGUAAUCACGUCCGCCGUGUUCUGGACAAGAUCCGGACCCAAUGCAUUCACGGUUUCCGCAGCAUUUACCGCGCUGUCCAUUGUAGCCCUUGUCGCAACCCCCAUGGCAAACCUAAUGGGCUCGAUUCCGAACUUCAAGGCAUCUGUUGCUUGCUUUGAUCGGAUCCAGACCUUCUUGAUGUUGGAGGGCCACGAAGACCGAAGAGUCGAUACUGGUGGUGGAAACCAUUCUUCGUCUUCGACUGAGAGCGAUCAGCCUUCGUUCCGUGCAAAGUCGUCCGCCACUCGGGUUUCCCUGGAACAUUCCAGUUUCACUUUGAAAGGUCAGACAGACCCUGUGCUUCAGGACAUUACCGCAUCACUUCAAAGGUCUAGCUGUACAAUGCUGGUCGGUCCUGUGGGUUGUGGCAAAUCUUCCUUUCUUAAAGCUAUCUUGGGUGAAAUACGCCUCUCUGGCGGGACGCUCAGGGUUGAAGACAUUGGUACAUCCAUAGCGUACUGUGACCAGACUGCUUGGCUCCGGAACAUUUCCAUUCGCGAUAACAUCAUUGGCCAGGGACCAUUCGAUGAAAGGUGGUAUGCCUCUGUGUGUCAUGCCUGCGCACUCAACGUCGAUAUCUCUCAGUUCCCUCUAGGUGAUAAGAGCCUGGUUGGAAGUGGGGGGAUUACUCUUAGUGGUGGUCAAAAGCAGCGAGUGGCAAUUGCUCGAGCAUUGUAUGCGCGGAGGGCAAUUGUGUUGCUCGAUGACGUCUUUAGUGCCCUCGAUACUAUCACAUCUCAAACCGUUUUCAAUCGCAUCCUCGGUAGGGAUGGACUAUUGCGAAAGCAGGGUGCAACUGUUCUCCUAGCUACAAACGCGGUACACCAACUCCCUUUCGGAGACAACAUUAUCGUGCUUAGCUCCUCCGGCCGUAUCGAGCAGAUUGGGAGCUUUGUCGACCUGCAGGCCCAGGACGGCUACGUGAAAAGCCUAGCCCUAGAAGUCCGAGCCAGGGAUGCGAAUGAAGAUGCAGGAGUGUCUGACAGCGACACAGCCACUGAUCCCGUCCCCGUCACGGCUGCAGCGGAGGAUGAUAACGACUUUGCACGACAGACUGGGGAUCGCUCACUGUACAAGUUCUAUCUGAAAUCGACCGGCUUACCCCUAUCUGUCGGGUUUCUGCUUCUUGCCAUUGGCUAUAUCGCCAUGGGAAGAAUGCCGUCAAUUUGGGUACGCAUUUGGACCGAGCAUGGCAUAGAUCAGGAUCGUGGCGCAUAUUUUGCCGGCUACAUUGCUUACUGCAUAUUGACUGUCAUCCUCUCGGGCCUCAUAAUCUGGUUCUUCAUGUUUCUGAUCAUUCCAAAAUCUGCUAAACAUCUUCACUGGCUCCUACUAGACACGGUUGCCAAAGCGCCCCUGUGGUACUUCACCACUACAGACAGCGGCAUCAUCCUGAACCGCUUUAGCCAGGACAUGACGCUGAUUGACCAGGCUCUCCCAAUGGCUUUCUUUACCACGGCGUUGGAUUCGCUCACUCUGAUCGCCAGUGCUGGUAUAAUUGCGUCAGGCGCGCAAUACGUUGCUGCCAUGAUACCGUUGUGUAUAGCACCCAUGUACUUCUUACAGAAGUUUUACCUCCGUACAUCACGUCAACUCCGGCACCUCGAUCUUGAAUCCAAAUCGCCGCUGUAUACACACUUUACCGAGACCCUCAACGGUGUAGCGACUAUUCGAGCAUUCGGUUGGCAGCAAGGCUUUCAGGAGGAGAAUCUGCGAUACCUGAACCAGUCCCAGAAGCCUUACUACCUCCUGUUCUGCAUCCAACGAUGGUUGAAUGUUGUGAUGGACUUGUUCGUUACCGGCAUAGCCAUCGUUUUGGUGAGCUUUGCCGUAGAGUUUACGACGACAACAUCCAGCGGAGCGAUCGGCCUUGCCAUGGUGACCCUUAUUGGAUUCAACACAAGUCUAUCAAGGGUCAUCAGUUCAUGGACUAGUAUGGAAACAUCACUCGGCGCCAUCGCUCGUUUGCGUGACUUUAUACGGGAUACUCCCCAGGAAGGCUCAGCCACAGAAUCUCUGGAGCCGCCGAAAUCGUGGCCCUCAACCGGUGCCAUUAAGAUCAAUAACCUGACUUCUACCUACCACGCAGAGAAUGAGAGGGUUCUCAGUGACGUAUCACUACAGAUUCAGCCCGGCCAAAAAGUAGGAAUUUGCGGUCGUACAGGAAGUGGCAAGAGUUCACUCCUACUGAGCCUUCUUAAGCUUCUGGAGACUCAGUCUGGGUCAAUUGCUAUUGAUGGACUCGAUCUGGCGUCCGUACAGAACAACCUCCUUCGGACCCAUCUCACAGCCCUUCCUCAGGAUUCCGUCACUCUGCCUGGCUCCGUCCGUACGAAUCUCGAUCCCUUGGAGACGGUCAUCGGUGAGGAGGUUCUCAUUGAUGCAUUGUCUCGAGUUGGCAUGUGGGAAACCAUCAGCAGCCGCGGCGGUCUGGAGGGAGACUUUGACAGCCUCGGGCUAUCUCAAGGGCAGAAGCAACUCUUUUGCCUAGCGCGGGCCCUGAUAAGCAAAAGUCCCGUGGUGCUGCUUGACGAGGCUACUAGCAGCGUGGACCAUCAUUCGGAUGAACGAGUGCAAAAGGUACUGCGUGAAGCAUUCAAGGAGAAGACGGUGCUGGUGGUGGCGCAUAGGCUGGAGACGAUUGGAGACCUGGAUGUGGUCGUGGUCAUGGAAAAGGGGCGGAUCGUAGAGGUGGGUGACCCUCGUGAACUCAAGAACAAGCCUGGGUCGCUUUUUGGGAAGCUUUGGGAGAGCAGACAUGGUUGA